GUCAAUAACACAAUAAAACUUUUUUUUAAUAUUCGUCGGAUUUAUCAAUUGUCGUAUAACCAUUGUUGUUUCGAAAAAAAAGGUAUGAAGCUAAAGCUUGUAUCGACGCUGACUGUCGGGUUGUUCGUGGUCUCGUGUGUGGCGGAGCUUCAACGCUUCGAACACGCCGCGAAACCAGACGGGUCGCUGAGCUUCUUGGUGGUCGGAGACUGGGGAAGAAGAGGACACUAUAACCAAUCUCAAGUUGCCCUUCAGAUGGGACUAAUCGGGGAGAAAAUCGGUAUCGACUUCGUGAUCUCGACCGGAGAUAAUUUUUACGGCAAUGGACUAACCGGUGUCGGAGAUCCAGCCUUCCAUGAAUCCUUCACUGAUAUUUACACAGCUCCCAGCUUGCAAAAACAGUGGUACACUGUUUUGGGUAAUCAUGAUUAUAGGGGCAACGUUGAGGCUCAAUUAAGUCCCAUUCUUAGAAAGAUAGAUAGCAGAUGGCUUUGUUUGAGAUCUUUUAUCCUUAAUGCUGGACCUGAAAUGGCUGAAUUUUUCUUUGUAGACACUACACCAUUCGUGUCCAAGUACUUCACUGACCCACAAGGCCAUGUUUAUGACUGGAGAGGCAUACUCCCGAGAAGGAAGUACCUCAACAGAAUUUUGAUGGAAGUGGAAUCGGCUCUGAGAGAGUCGUCAACGACGUGGAAAAUAGUGGUGGGACACCAUCCGAUCAUGAGUGCCGGACACCACGGGAACACCGACGAGCUCUCCGAUGGUCUUCUUCCACUACUUCAGGCGUACGAAGUUGAUCUUUACAUCAAUGGACAUGACCAUUGCUUGGAGCAUAUAAGCAGCAGUGAGAGUGGGAUUCAAUUUAUGACAAGUGGAGGGGGAUCAAAGGCAUGGAGGGGAGAUGUUGCGACGUGGAAGAAUCCACAAGAGAUGGAAUUUUAUCACGACGGACAAGGGUUCAUGUCGGUGGAGAUGAGAGGUACAGAUGUGGUGGUUAAAUUCUAUGAUGUUUAUGGUAAUGUUCUGCACAAAUGGAGCACUUCCAAGCAGCUGGCUUUCGCUGUCUAGGGGAAGAGUUUCAACUAAUUAAACCACCUUUGAUUUGUGGCAAUGGGUAAACGGCAUCACCGACAUGAAAAUGAUUGAUAGAAACUUUGUUAAUCAUGCGGGACCUCUAUGUAAUACUUAGCCAAUGAUGGAUCCAUAAAUAUAUUUUAAGGUGAACACA
Hibiscus syriacus is the source of this 1228-nucleotide messenger RNA. RefSeq names its product purple acid phosphatase 8-like. NCBI's taxonomy places the organism in Eukaryota, Viridiplantae, Streptophyta, Magnoliopsida, Malvales, Malvaceae. Gene Ontology annotation, molecular function: ferrous iron binding; ferric iron binding; acid phosphatase activity. The transcript is spliced from 6 exons. The record is from RefSeq and is a predicted model, not a curated record. Bases 85 to 1068 code for a protein of 327 amino acids.